AUGGGGUUGCAGCAGCGCCCUUUCACGGAGAGGAGAGAUGGAAGCAGAGCAGGAGGGGAGACUGAGAAGAAGAAGACGAUGGAUCGGUUUCACACUCGACUUAGGGUUGGUUGCAGCGGCGCCCUUUCACGGAGAGGAGAUAUGGAAGCAGAGCAGAGAUUACAUACACACUUGAAGUUGAGAAAAAUUGGGCGAUUGCAAGGAGGGCAUGUGGGUUCUGUUCCUAAUAGAGCCCCUGCCGUUCAAGCUCCAACUGGUCCACCUACCCAAGCAAGCAGUGGAAACUUGUAUGGGCAGUCAGUAUUGACAGCACCAGUCGCCUCACAAGUAGCACUUCAAGCUCCGUUUGGAGCAUCUGUUCAAGCUCUAUUAAUGAAUCAGAAUUGCAGACCUCUUGAUUUUGACAUUGUUGCCUACAGUGUAAGAGUGGUGUUUACAGUUCAUAUACAAAGAAUUUCUUUACUCUUCGCGUUCCAUCUGAACGGCUGUGACUUGUUCACUUACGCUCACGUACGUGAACAUUCCCUGCACUCGCAAGCCAUAGCUCGGUCCAAUAGAUGCGGAGAUGACUAUGUCAAAGAAGCAUGUAAUGCGACUCGCUACAAAGAUCUCUGCAUCAAUUCACUCUCACCCUUUUCUAACUCGGCGAAAAGAGACUCCCAUAGAUGGGCACGAGCUGCUGUAUCAGUCACAGUGGGUGAGGCUAAGAGGGUUACUCAGUACUUGAUCAACCAGAAGCAAAAUAGGAUUUUAAGAGGGAAGCAGCGAAUGGCUCUCUUAGAUUGCAUCGAAUGCUUCCAUGACUCGCUGGAUAACCUUUACAAAUCGCUUGGAGAACUAAGGAGCUUGAAGUUUAGUACAUUUGAUAGGCAGAUGGAGAACGUUGAGACAUGGGUGAGUGCUGCCUUGACUGGUGAGGAUACGUGCUUGGAUGGCUUCAAUGGUGGUAAUAAAGGGAGGGAAGUGAAAUCUCUCAUCUGUAAUAGGGUUUUGAAUGUCACUUACAUGACAAGUAAUGCAUUGGCUUUAGUGGUCAAUCUCGCAUCAGCUGGUGAAGGGAACUUUACCGGUCCAUAG
Messenger RNA from Telopea speciosissima, 1077 nucleotides. Its product is annotated as pectinesterase inhibitor 6-like. Gene Ontology annotation, molecular function: enzyme inhibitor activity. Bases 1 to 1077 code for a protein of 358 amino acids. The record is from RefSeq and is a predicted model, not a curated record. NCBI's taxonomy places the organism in Eukaryota, Viridiplantae, Streptophyta, Magnoliopsida, Proteales, Proteaceae. The transcript has 4 exons. Gene Ontology annotation, biological process: negative regulation of catalytic activity.